AUGUCAAGAACUAAGAAGUUCAUCAUAUUCACCAUUAUCAUUAUAGUUUUAGUUCUCAUUUCUUUGUUCAUCUUAUGGCUAAUCACCAAGACCCACAAACUCAAGUUCCAAGUGACCAACGCCAACCUAACCCAAUUCAACUUCACCGAUGACAGCCAACUCCUUUUCCAACUCAGCCUUAACAUGACGGUCAAAAACCCAAAUCGUGGCUUCGGAGUUUUCUUUGACAGCAUCGAAGUGGUUGUGUUGUAUCAAGACAUUAAGUUUAGCAACGUGUCGUUGUCGCCAUUUUACCAAGGCCAAGAAGGAAAGAGCUUGCUGAAUUUAAGCUUUGAUGGUCAGCAAUUGAUGAAUCUUGACGCCCAGCAGCUGGCUGUGUUCACUCUUGAGAAACUACUAGAUAUUUUCUCCAUUAAACUUGAGCUUCGUCUUCGUAUGAGGGUUAAGAUUGGUUUCAUUAGGAUCAAACUCAAUCCCAAGGUUCGUUGUGGACUUAAUCUUCCCUUGAUUUCUCAUGGAAGAUCAUUUAUUCGGUUUCGGAUUAUCGACUGUUAUGUCGCUUAUUAA
Messenger RNA from Benincasa hispida (wax gourd), 567 nucleotides. The record is from RefSeq and is a predicted model, not a curated record. Lineage: Eukaryota; Viridiplantae; Streptophyta; Magnoliopsida; Cucurbitales; Cucurbitaceae.